Molecule: messenger RNA, 520 nt
Organism: Cherax quadricarinatus
Lineage: Eukaryota; Metazoa; Arthropoda; Malacostraca; Decapoda; Parastacidae
Source: RefSeq, a predicted model, not a curated record
UUUAUUUUAUUUUUUAUAUAACUGCAGCCUUGGUUCACCCUGAUAGCCAGUCACUGGGCUUCCUCUCUAUGACACAGUGUGAGGCUCUUAGUUGUAUUGAAGUAACAAGAGGAGAAUAUCUUCUAGUGUUCAACCUUCUGGCUGUUUACGUUGAUGCCUCGGGUCGCAAGAGUCGCGAGAAGGAGUUAAUGUACCCUGCUAUACCUACAGCUGUCGCUGUGUGUGAUGGGCUUUUACUUGUGUAUAGUGAUAUCCAUAUAGAUGUUUUUGAGGUGCUGUCUGGAGACUGGGUUCAGACUAUUAACCUUAAGCGCACCAAGCCUUUAAUGCAUACUGGGAUCCUCAACAUGGUUAUGAUUAGCGACCUGCCACAUGUGGCCUACCUCAGGAACUUGCACAAAGAGGAAAUUGUAAGAACGGGUUUAGAUAGCAAUGGUCGGCCAAAGUCGAGAAGAAAAUUUUCACUUCGGGAAAACAGUAAAGCCACUCGCACGUAAGUAUUUUCUUAUGUAAGCAGAAG